AUGGAACCUCAAGAGUUCGUUCUCAAUCAUCCCCAUUUUUUCAAGCCCAUCCCGCUAAUUUUGACAGAAUAUGUCGUUAUUUUGCGAGAAACGCACAUAGCAAAUGGAGAGAAACCCUCUCGUACCCAGGGAAAACCUUCAUGGCCGUCCGGCAGCUUGUCUAACUCGGGGAGAGAGUUUCGAUCUUGGAAGCAUAGUAUUCCCCUCAACAGCGAAACCGUAUUGUCUAGCGGCAAGCUUGCUUUGGUAUUUCAAAAAGCGCAUCAACUUAUUGAGAUUGAUGUUAGUGUUCGUCAAGCAGUCAUUCAGAAGCUCUCUGAGGACGGUGGUCUUGGUUGUAUCAAGAUGCUGGUCGAACAGAACUUUGAACAACUUCCUACAAGCACGAAGGAACACUUAUUCCAAACUCUAUUUCUUCCCCUCCUGAAAACUAUCUCCCAUCCCGACGUGUUACAAUCGUUGAUACUCGAACGGCCGGUCGGAACCAUUUACAAUUUUUUGUUUGGAGUAGGAGGAAUCAGAGCCUCAAAGCUUCUGACCUUCUGUUCCGAAGUUCUCAUGCAUUGUACAAAAGAUGAGUCUACCUUGGAGUGGUUAGAUGCUUCUGUUUUGGUGUUCUCGCGAAUUGUGGAUCUCAAUUCCACAGCCCUUGUUCAGUAUCUCUCAAGAAUUGUGCGAUCACGAGUGCAUUUAGAGCGCUUACUCCGCCGCUUUGAGGUGGGUGUCUCACUGCCAAACAUGGCUCAAAACAAUGUAUCUCAAGGGCCAAAAGUGCGAGGCUCUUUCGUCAUUGCAUACGACCCCCCCGGUGGCCGCCAUGACAAUGACCACACAGACAUCUGCCAGAUUCGCAUUAUGCCAACCUUUCAAGAGAUUUCCAGUCGCCGUCACGAGUAUCUUCCACCGUUCGACCCAACACAAUGGCAUGUCAAUGGCUUUCACGGACUUCUGGAUCGCAACUUCCGUUUGCUGCGCGAAGAUACCGUCGGCCUGCUCCGAGAUGCUAUCCACUCCGAGAUUCAGCCAUCACGAAGCGUCCUGAAUCACAAAAGCCAACAACGUACUAAUGAAUGUGAACAUGUCCAAACGUCUGCAAUCUGGGGCUUUGGUCUGCCUCAUCUGCAGAGAAACUCUGUGGUUUUCUGUACUGUCAUCAACCCGCAAGCUACGGCGCAUAAGCGACAAGGACAGAAUGAUAACAAAUCUCAGCACAGGGGUUCGGAUUUUUUAUGGAAAGAUUCUCAAGAAGCCGCCGUCUUUCUGCAAUUGACCAGCUUGAACGACAGAAGUAUUGAAAUGGUUCUGAACAACUACACCACAAAAGACUCGCACAUCGCUCUUGUGGAAUUUCCAGGUGUUCUUCUACCAGCGUUUGAACCAACACUGAAAGCACUUCAGUUGAUGAAAAGAAUUGAUAAUCUUCCGUUUUCUGAACUGCUGAUCCCCAACAGCACUCAUGCCGGAUCUCCAACCUAUGCCGCCCCUCUCUACGCAGCCGAACCUGGGUUUCAGUUCAAUCUGCGAUGCCUGAUGAAUGAUAACAGUGACUUUUUCGUUCGUGUCGGCCAUCCUACCGAUUUGCAAAAGCUGCGUCAGAAUUCGAGUUUGGAUGGUGCACAAGCAUCUGCCCUUAUCCACACGCUGCAACGAAAGAUCGGUCUGAUUCAGGGUCCACCUGGAACCGGCAAAAGCUACACAGGCGUUGCUCUCAUCAAGGUUCUAUUGGCCAACAAGGGACGUGGAAAGAAAAGCCUAGGUCCAAUUAUUUGCGUUACCUAUACAAACCAUGCGCUCGAUCAGUUGUUGGAGUCUCUUUUGCAAAAGGAUGUCACAAAACAGAUCGUUCGCAUGGGGGGACAGUCGAAGUCCGAAAGCCUGAAACCCUACAAUCUCCACGAGCUUGCCAGGAACUUCAGUAAAACAAAGAUGGAAAAGGGCAGUCUGUGGAUUUGUCAUAGUUCCUUAGAGAGAUGCGAGAAGGAGUUCGACCAAAUUGGUCUUCGAGAUGAUAUCUCGCCGACGCGUGUGAUGACCCAUUUACGCGACAGCUACCCUGCACAUUACAAUCAGCUGUUCGGAAUUGACGAAGAUGGUUUCCAGCAUGCACAUAAAGAUAAUCCUGGAAAAGCGUUCGAUCAAUGGCGGAAGUCAGGUGGGAAAGCCUCCACGAGGCACAUUCGACGUGUCGCACAGCUUGAAUCGGUCUCUCUCUGGCAAAUGUCACAGCCUGAGCGAGAGAGUCUCUACAAACAUUGGCAGGCACAAAUUCAAGACGAGAUGCAUCAGGAGUUGAUCAACAUAUGCAUUUCUCAUAAAGACACUAGACGUGAGUUCGACAAUAUCCUGAGCGAAGUAGAUCUGCGUUGCCUCAGUCAAGCCGAUGUCAUUGGUGUCACGACGACUGGAUUAGCCAGAAAUCUCAAUAUGCUUCGAAGAUUAAAAUCAAAAGUUGUACUAUGUGAAGAAGCAGGUGAGGUACUCGAGCCGCAUCUUCUUACUGCUUUACUCCCAUCAGUCGAGCAUGCCAUCCUUAUUGGCGACCAUUAUCAGCUCCGUCCGCAGGUUCAGAAUUAUGAGCUCUCUCGCGAGAAUAAGAAUGGUGGAGAGAGAUACUCAUUGGAUGUAUCGCUUUUUGAACGUCUUGUUGAAAUAGACAGUGCCAUGGGCUGCGUCUGCAUACAGUACGUGCAGACCCAACGACGGAUGCAUCCGUCAAUUGCUCAGCUUGUGCGUGAGACAUUGUACCCGCAGCUUCAGGAUGCUCCCUCGGUAUCUGACUAUCCUCAAGUCAGGGGAAUUCGGAAGAUAUUGUUUUGGUUGGAUCACCGCGAACCAGAGGGCAACCCAUCAAAUGCGGAGGCAUCAGCGACGUCGCGAUGGAACGAUUACGAAGUUGAAAUGACUACUGCCCUAGUCAACCACCUGGUUUGCCAGGGACAGUAUGGCAGUGGCGAAAUAGCCGUCUUGACACCCUACCUGGGUCAGCUGCAAAAAUUGAGGCGGAGACUGGGCAGGUCAUUUGCAAUCACUUUAGGAGAUCGGGACCAAGAUGAUCUCGACAAGGCUGGUCUCCAAGAAGAUGAGGAGCUGGCCUCAACUCCCAUCGCAGUAAAAGGAACACUUCUUCAAAGCCUGCGGGUAGCCACAAUCGAUAACUUCCAGGGAGAGGAGGCGAGUGUGGUGGUAAUUUCACUGGUGCGCAGUAAUCCGCAAAACAAAUGUGGUUUCCUCCGUACUUCCAACCGAAUCAACGUUCUUCUUUCUCGAGCAAAGCAUGGCAUGUACAUAAUCGGAAACUCGAUAACCGCAAUGCAUGUCCCGAUGUGGGCUGAUGUCAUCAAUAUCUUCCAGCGCAACGAGAAUAUUGGCACAAGCUUGGAGUUGCAAUGCCCACGCCAUCCCGAAACUCUAAUCACUGUAUCAAAACCGGAUGAUUUUCCACGGGUCUCACCAGAAGGUGGAUGUGAUCUGCGUUGCAUUAAACGUUUGUCGUGUGGACAUGCAUGCAUUCAGAAAUGUCAUUCGGAGAUCCUCCACAAUGCUGUUCAAUGCCUAGAAACUUGUCAGCGACCACGAGAGGGUUGCUCUCAUCCUUGUCCGAAGAAAUGUGGUGAAAAGUGUCCUUCCAAAUGUACAGAAAUUGUCUUUCAGGCGGAUAGGCAGCUUAGUUGUGGUCAUUUGGCGCAAAGGCUUCCCUGCUGGCAGAGCCAGGAUUUGUCGGCCUUCGAGUUGCAUGUCACGUUGAUGUCAGUUUGCUUCAAUACAGGUGUACUAUGCAAUGCGGGAGUGUAUUGGCAUGCGGCCAUUCGUGCAAAAACCAAUGUUUCAAGUGCUUCACAAGAACUGAGUCAGGGGAUGUCAGCACGGAUCAUGGAGUUUGUCGACAGAAAUGUGGCCGAAACCAGAAUACAUGCGCUCACAGAUGCGACACCCCUUGCCACGGUGAACAGCAAUGCCCACCAUGCCAGUCACCCUGCGAAGUUGACUGCGGACAUUCCAAAUGCGCGCGAAAGUGUUCGGAGCCGUGCACACCCUGCGCCGAAGAGAAAUGUCUUUCUUCAUGUCCGCACAUUGCUGGCAUGUGGACAUCAAUGCCCAUCAGUCUGCGGAGAGAUUUGCCCGCCUGAAAAAUAUUGUCAAAUCUGCGGCAGUGAAGAGAUCAAGGAUUACCCUGUCGACUUCAUUUUAGGAGAAUCAUACAAAGACAUCGACCUUGACGAUAACCCGUGUAUAUUCCCCAAAUGUGGGCAUUUCCUCACGACAGAAACCUUGGACGGACUGAUGGAUAUCGGCAAGUACUACGUGCUUGACGAACGUAGGAAACCGAGUAAAAUUUCCACUUCGUCAGAGCCGUUCUCCAUCAGCGAUAUCAAAACCUGUGCUACUUGUCGUGGACCGCUGAGGAAUAUUGCCAGAUACGGACGCUUGGUACGUCGGGCUAUUUUGGAUGAGUCUACGAAAAAACUGAUCUUAUAUCUGAACCGCGAGUACGUUCCUCUCGCGCAGGAGCUUCCGCAGCGGAAACAACAGUUGCAGGAUACCAAAAACGAAAGGUCCACUUCCUGGCCUAAAACCAUUAGAAUCAGAGAUGAACGAAAUGCACUAGUUCGGCACAUGCGACUUAUCAUCUCUCCCCAAAAAAACGGGAGGUGGAAAGAGAUUCUGGACCUGCGGCAGCGCAUCUCCACGUACCAGAAACGAGUCUCCCCAGAGGAGCAACCGUUCAUCAGAGUUCAUCAACUAGCCACAAAUGCACGCCGCCGGCAGAAUACUAUUAAUACUUCUGAUGAUUUUGGAGAUGUCAGUGAGGUCCUGCAAACUAAGGGUUUCCUCCAAGGAACGGCAUUGAGCCUUCGACUGGAUAUUGAAUUGCUAGCGGACUUUCUGGAGAUGCGUCGUAAUGCUCUUAAAGCUGGUGAAAUAAAAGUUGAUAUGGAUCUGUCAGCUAUGAGAACCGAAUGUGAAACAUUGAUCAAGAGUGCUUCUGAGUCAAAGCGUCCUCUCCAUAAGGCGGAGGGCUACAUAUUCCUUGCUCAACUCCACGCCUUUGAGCGAUCACACAGUUCAUCGCCCGAGAUGGCAGAACGACAUUUAAUAGAAGGGAAAGAAGCGAUCAAUGAAGCCAAGACACUUUGCAACGAAAAUCCUGGUCAAACCCAGGGUCUAGCAACCGAUAUUGAAGGCGCAGAGAAGAUGCUUCGCGGCACGACUUUUUACACAGCAGUAACCAAUGAAGAGCGCAUGGCUGUUAUCGCGGCCAUGGCUCGCGAGUUUAGUGGUACGGGCCAUUGGUAUUAUUGUCGCAAUGGGCAUCCGUUCACCAUUGGGGAAUGCGGUAUGGCGAUGCAGAGGGCUGUGUGUCCUGAAUGCGGAGAGCCAGUUGGAGGGCAGAAUCAUCAAGCUGUAGAGGGGGUCACACAUGCUAGAGAUCUGGAAGUUACGUUUGCGCAGAUGGGUUUGCAUUGA
Molecule: messenger RNA, 5466 nt
Organism: Talaromyces stipitatus ATCC 10500
Lineage: Eukaryota; Fungi; Ascomycota; Eurotiomycetes; Eurotiales; Trichocomaceae
Product: NF-X1 finger and helicase domain protein, putative
Exons: 6
Coding region: 1-5466 (1821 amino acids)
Biological process (GO): regulatory ncRNA-mediated heterochromatin formation
Cellular component (GO): nuclear RNA-directed RNA polymerase complex
Molecular function (GO): helicase activity
Source: RefSeq, a predicted model, not a curated record